GUGGGUGGUAGUACCCACCUCGCUUGCUGUUGUGUUCCGAUACAAGAGAGCAAGAUGGCGGAUACGCAGGUUGAUGUUGUCGAGGGCUGUCGACUCCCUGUCCUCAGGAAAAACCAAGAGAACGAGGACGAAUGGCCUCUAGCUGAGAUUCUCAGUGUGAAGGAGUUGACUGGGAGGAAGCUGUACUAUGUCCACUACAUUGACUUCAACAAGCGUCUGGACGAAUGGGUGACCCCAGACAGGCUAGACUUGAAGAAGCUGCAGUUCCCCAAGAAGGAGGCAAAGACGCCCACCAAGAAUGGCCUGCCGGGGUCCCGCCCCAGCUCCCCCGAAAGAGACCCUGUGAGGAAGAGUGUAGAUCACAGCCUCCAAACUGCUACAGCACCGUCCAGAGGCAAAACCCUCCCCACACCGAAGAGAAAGGCUGAGUCCGUCUCCCUGGCGAAUCAAGUAUCCCCGGCCACUCCCGUGCCUUCGCUGCCAGCUGCUACGGAAACCACACAGGCAUCUGUCUACCCAGCGGCACGGGACUCAAACACCUUCACCCCGAAAUCCAAUCCCCGCGACGAUCACGAGCAGCUCACCUCACUCACCACAAAUGGUACUGGCCGUCGCCUCAUGCCUUCUCAGCCAGGCAGGAAGAGGAAAGCAAAUUGUGUUGGCACUGAUGAGGACUCCCAAGACAGCUGCGACGGGAUCCCCUCCGCCCCCCGCAUGACAGGCAGCCUGGUGUCCGACCGUAGCCACGACGAUAUUGUCACACGCAUGAAGAACAUCGACUGCAUUGAGUUGGGCCGCCACCGCCUGAAGCCGUGGUACUUCUCGCCCUACCCCCAGGAGCUCACCGCCCUGCCCAUCCUGUAUCUCUGCGAGUUCUGCCUCAAGUACCUCAAGAGCCUCAAGUGUCUGCAGAGGCACCUGACAAAAUGCAACCUCCGCCAUCCCCCAGGGAAUGAGAUCUACCGCAAGGGCACCAUCUCCUUCUUUGAGAUCGAUGGCAGGAAGAACAAGACGUACUCGCAGAAUCUCUGCCUCCUGGCCAAGUGCUUCCUGGACCACAAGACACUGUACUACGACACCGACCCCUUCCUCUUUUAUGUUAUGACCGAGUAUGACUCCAAGGGCUUUCAUAUCGUGGGCUAUUUCUCCAAGGAAAAGGAGUCAACGGAGGAUUACAAUGUGGCCUGCAUCCUGACCCUCCCUCCCUACCAGAGGAGGGGGUAUGGCAAACUGCUGAUCGAGUUCAGCUACGAAUUGUCGAAAGUGGAGGGGAAGACAGGCACCCCGGAGAAGCCGCUGUCAGACCUGGGCCUGCUGUCCUACCGGAGCUACUGGUCCCAGACCAUCCUGGAGAUCCUCAUGGACCUGAAGUGUGACAAUGGAGAGCGACCUCAGAUCACCAUUAAUGAGAUCAGCGAAAUCACUAGUGUAAAGAAGGAAGAUGUCAUCUCUACCCUGCAGUAUCUCAACCUCAUCAACUACUACAAGGGGCAGUACAUCCUGACGCUGUCUGAGGACAUCGUGGAAGGACACGAGAGGGCCAUGCAGAAGCGGCACCUCCGCAUUGACCCCAAAUGUCUGCACUUCAACCCCAAGGACUGGAGCAAGAGGGGAAAAUGGUAGACCCUGUCCAUCAUCAGCCCCACAGCAGUGACCCCCGAGACAAGGUCUAUCCAGAGACCUACAGUCCAGUAGCUUCUGUCUUUCUCUGAAUUAUAACCUGAAAUGUUUUUUUUUUUGCCCAACAACUGAAACUAUAUUGGCUCAUUGGGAUUACAACCAAUGACAACCCGGAUCUAAUUCGGAGCCCUAAAGCCAUCAGUCAUCAUGUCAUCAGUAUGUCACAGAGCGCAACAAACACCUAUCCAGUUGUAGAAAUCCUCAUGACACUCAGUGGCAUACGACUGUCAUUUCACUGACUUUAAUCUUCAUUGAACAGCCUGUUGAAAUGGGUAGAAUCCCUCUGGUGUGAAUCUGUGCUUCGUUUGAAUCGUUGCUCAGACAUAAGGUAGCUGCAGAUUUACUGAAUGGAAUCAGCAUUUCUGGUGAAGGAUGGCAAUACUGUACUCCUUACAGAUUUGCAUUACUCCAGAUUCAGUGAGAGCUGGACACCUGAUCCUGCGUAGAUGUGUUUCAUAGAUAGGGACCAUUUGUACAUAACCCUUUUGUAAAGGAAUUUUAAAUGGUAUUGUAUUUCUGUAUGACAGAUGAGGUGUGAAUGGCAAAUCCUACCAUUUUAAAUGAGCCAUGUUGAACUGGUGCAAGAAUGUAAAUUUGGUGAUCUGUACAGUUUUUUUUUUUUAAA
Megalops cyprinoides (Indo-Pacific tarpon) is the source of this 2305-nucleotide messenger RNA. RefSeq names its product histone acetyltransferase KAT5-like. NCBI's taxonomy places the organism in Eukaryota, Metazoa, Chordata, Actinopteri, Elopiformes, Megalopidae. The record is from RefSeq and is a predicted model, not a curated record. The transcript is spliced from 14 exons. The coding region runs from base 55 to 1623 and encodes 522 amino acids. Gene Ontology annotation, biological process: regulation of DNA-templated transcription. Gene Ontology annotation, molecular function: histone acetyltransferase activity.